Molecule: messenger RNA, 1636 nt
Organism: Heterocephalus glaber (naked mole-rat)
Lineage: Eukaryota; Metazoa; Chordata; Mammalia; Rodentia; Bathyergidae
Gene: Tmem97
Product: transmembrane protein 97
Cellular component (GO): endoplasmic reticulum
Source: RefSeq, a predicted model, not a curated record
GGGGGCGGGGCGGCAGGGCGAAGUCCUGCUUGGCGCGCGAGCUCAGGGCCGGUCUGGGGUCCUGGUGGCUUACGUGUCUGCUUCUCUCUGCCCAGCCGACGCGUCAUGGGGGCUGUGAGCGCCCGGCGAUGCCUGGAGUACGUGUUAGGCUUCUACUUCCUGUCCCACAUCCCCAUCACCCUGUUCUUGGACUUGCAGGGGUUGCUGCCGCGCGAACUCUACCCCGUCCAGGUUAGAAAUCUGCUGAAGUGGUAUUCUGCAGAGUUCAAAGACUAUCUGAUGGAAGAUCGCCCAGUGUGGUUUACAUCGUUUCUGUUCUGUGAGCUUCUAUUUCAGCUGCCUUUCUUUCCCAUUGCAGCAUAUGCCUUUUUCAAAGGAAGCUGCAGGUGGAUCCGCACCCCCGCCAUCAUCUACUCAGUUCACACAAUGACAACUUUAAUUCCAAUACUUGCCUCCUUUCUACUUGAGGAUUUCUCCAAAGCCAGUCAUUUCAAAGGACAAGGACCUCAGACUUUCAGUGAACGACUCACCCUCAUAAGCAUCUAUGCCCCUUACUUACUUAUCCCUCUUACACUUCUCCUCUUCAUGUUGUGGAACCCUUACUACAAUCAUGAGGAUAAAAGAAAGAAAAAAUGAGGAAAUAACCACUGGCCAAGAAGAGAGGUGCCCACUGGGGCAUCUUUUGGACCCAACACAGAAAAACUCUUUUGAAUCAAUGGCUUCAAUGGCAUUUGAAAAUACUACCAGCAGUAUUCAAGACCAAGGUGGUGGCAAGGGUCGUGUCCAGUUAGCAGAGGUGGGGGCCUGUGGGCCAGCUUAUAGGAAUGAGGUGAUUGAUCAAUUGCAGGAUUAACAAAUGCAGGACCAGACCACAAACUGGGUAACUUUCCAUAAAACAUGGCCUGUUUGACAUACUUGAAUCAUUACAGUAUGAACACCCAUGUCUAAGCCCUUGACUAUGAUUCUCUAUAGAUGCCACCAAUCAACAAAGUGAAAAGUGGAAUGUUUCAGGCCAUUUUAAAAGUAGGGACUGUACUUCUUUAGUAGUCAUUAAUAACUGUCAUAUUUUUGUUGCCCCUACUUCUCACCCCUGGGGGGAAAAGGGAACUAUGCAAGAGAGGUUUAAACCUUAAGGGUUAGCCCUAGCAUGACUUUCAGUCAGAAGUAGGUUAAACUGGAAGGUGUUUUAGUUGUAUCUUAAACCAGUCAUCCCAAGAGAUUUUUUUUAAGUCACUUAUAAUAUUUCAAAAUCUUAGUCUUCCCUAUUUUUAGAGACCACCUGAGAUAAUUUUCUUUACUUGAAAUCUGGUAUCUCAAGCUUGACCUGGAAGUAUGCUCCCUGAUGGAUAACUUAAUUCAUCUUGAUACAGUCUAAUCAUUCCUAUCUUGUCAGAAGUGGAGUUGCUGGCCAUGACCAGCCCAGUGUGUACAUACAAGGGUCUCUGGAUGCUAGUGCUUGGUUGUUCCCUUAGCUUUUCUGAAACCAAAUAUUUGAGGCCAUUCCUAAAAGAUGGAAGACAAGAGGUUCCCAUCAAUUCUCUGUUUUUGCCCUUUUUGCUCAGAAACCAUAUUGGUAUGAUUGUUGGUACUAGUUUGACUUGUCUGUGUCUGGUCCAAAUAAAGGUAGCUGUGGCCA